Molecule: messenger RNA, 2630 nt
Organism: Metopolophium dirhodum (rose-grain aphid)
Lineage: Eukaryota; Metazoa; Arthropoda; Insecta; Hemiptera; Aphididae
Product: kelch-like protein 3
Molecular function (GO): protein binding
Source: RefSeq, a predicted model, not a curated record
AGACCGUGCGUGCGUGCGUCGCGUCCGGCCGUUGUUUUGUGCCGUUUAUCGAUAGCCGCAUGUGGUGCGAAUUAUCCGCGCAUAUUUAAGUACCUAGUUGUGUAUUGUUAUUUCGCGCUCGCGCGAUUAUCGUGUUUUCGACGCCGUUGCCGUCGUGUUCGACGUUGCAUCGACUACCGUCGCCGACGUUCGCGCCCAGUGUUAUUUCGUCUCGACUCAUUAGUCGAGUUGUCGUUGAUCUCCGACGGGCCAUAAUUCGCGUCGCGAUCAGCAACGCGUAUAUCGUCCACCGUCGAUAUUAUUAUUGCGUGUGUUCCGCGUUCGACGACGUUUUCAGUGCCGGUAUUACGUCCUUUGCGCCUUACGUAAUCCGGCCGCUUGCCAUCGUCCGGUGUCGCAGUCGCCGCCGCCAACAGCCGCCGCUCCCCGUUCGCCUGCGUGUCGUCACAUAGCCGCAUCAGCUGUUGCAGCCGCAGCCGCCGCCGCCGCCGAUACCCCGCCCCGCCGCGGCGUAUGUGCCGAUCAUCUUCAAAUCCUGGGCUUGAUAUCCAAUUCACAAUGCAAAGUAUAAAGCAAAUAUCAGAAUCCAGAAUAUGUGAUCUAGCGAAAUACGAAUAUGAAAAAUUGUAUUAUUCAGAGGUAUAUGAAGUACUUCAAUCAUUACGCAAUGAUGAGGUUUUUUGUGAUAUUAAACUUGAAACAGACGAUAACAAAAUAAUAUUCGCACAUAAAGUGGUUUUAGCAUCGGCUAGUCCAUAUUUCCAUGCAAUGUUCACAAAUUUUGCAGAAAGCAACCAUGAUCUUGUUGUUAUGAAACAGUUUGAUUCUACCGCUUUACAACUGUUAGUAGACUUUAUUUAUUCUGGGAAAAUCUUGAUUACUGAAGACAACGUCCUGGUUUUGUUACCAGCUGCAAAUCUAUUGCAGUUAGAAGAAGUAAAAGAUGUAUGCUGCAAUUUUUUACAGACACAACUUUGUCCUACUAACUGUAUUGGUAUAUAUGCUAUAGCUGAUUUACAUAGCUGUACGGAAUUGUUAACAAGUUCAGAAUUAUAUAUUCAACAUCACUUUUCAGAAGUUUUUGGUGGUGACGAAUUCCUAUCCUUAUCAUCCGAACAAGUUGUAAAGUUGAUCUCCAGUGAUAAACUUAUAGUUCCAUCUGAAGAAAAAGUAUUUGAAAGUGUUAUUCGUUGGGUAAACCAUGAAUCGGGUUCAAGAAAAUGUAUUUUACCCCAGUUAAUGGAACACAUACGUUUACCAUUAACAUCAAAAAAUUACAUACGAAAAAAAGUACUUGAGGAACCUCUUAUUAAGAAUUGUUUUAAAUGUAAAGAUUACAUAAUUGAGGCAUUAAAUUUUCAUAAUAAUAUACUCAAGUCAGAAGAGUUUAUUUCACAAAACAUUCGGAAUAAACCCAGAUAUGGAGAUAAAGUUAUAUUAGCUGUUGGUGGAAUGACGACUGAAUUAAGUAAGCGUACAGAAUGGUACGAUCCAAAAAUUAACCGAUGGAAUUAUGGACUAGAAAUGAUUACAAGCCGUGGAAGACCCGGUCUAGCCGUAAUGAAUGAUAAUUUAGUGUUUGUUGUGGGUGGUUUUGAUGAUGAUGUUGAAUCUCUUCAGUCUGUUGAUGUACUAGAUUUAUCUUCAGAAUCACCUUGUUGGAAACCAAGUGUUGGCAUGUUAGUUAAACGAGAUAUUUUAAAAGUUGGUGUUAUCGAUAAUUACCUAUAUGCCGUCGGUGGACAUAAUGAUAGUGAUGGUACAUUAGAUACUGCAGAAGUUUUCGAUUACAAUACUCAAGAAUGGCGUAUGAUAUCUAGUAUGUCUACUUUAAGAUUUGACUUUGGGGCCGGAGUCCUGAAUAAUCUUUUAUACGUGGUAGGAGGACUUGGUGAUUCAUCACAGGCCUUAGACACUGUUGAAUGUUAUGAUCCCAGCCUUGAUACAUGGACACCAAUCACAAAAAUGUGUGUACAUCGCAGAGGUGCCGGUGUAGGAACUUUAGACGGUGUACUGUAUGCUGUAGGUGGCCAUGAUGGAUUUAACUACCUGAGUAGUGUUGAAACAUACAAACCAAGUACAGGAGUUUGGACUUCUAUUGGAGAGAUGAAUUUGCCUCGACGACAUGCAGGAGUAGUUACAUUAGACGGUUUAUUGUACGUCGUCGGUGGAGAUGACGAAAAUUCUAAUUUGGAUGCUGUAGAAUGUUACAACCCAAAAACUAAUACCUGGACCAUGGUCACUGCGUCAAUGAAUGAUAAACGGAUUUCAGUAGGAGUAGUAGUCAUUAAUAGGACACAACAUUUUAAAACUUGUUAGCAUUUAUGAUUUUUUUUUUUGAUACAAUAUAUAAAUGUUUUCUUCUUUUAUAUUAUAGCAUCUCAAUUGAUUUUCCAUUUAUUUUAUAGUUAUUGAAUGUUUCAUUAAAAGGUUUUCGUAUUGUAUUCGUCAUUAUAACGAAAAUGGUAAAAUAAUGAUUUGUACUUAUCUAGUUCAAAAUGUAUAGUAUGUUUAAUUUAUAUUUUGAUUAUCCAUUGCUAAGUAUUGAACAUUUAAACUAAGGUUUAGCAUAUUAAGUAGUUAAUACUGUAACAAAAAAUAUAGAUAAUCAAAUAUAUACCUGAACACAA